Messenger RNA from Alnus glutinosa, 2037 nucleotides. Its product is annotated as LEAF RUST 10 DISEASE-RESISTANCE LOCUS RECEPTOR-LIKE PROTEIN KINASE-like 2.1. The record is from RefSeq and is a predicted model, not a curated record. Bases 62 to 1939 code for a protein of 625 amino acids. Gene Ontology annotation, molecular function: polysaccharide binding; protein kinase activity; ATP binding. NCBI's taxonomy places the organism in Eukaryota, Viridiplantae, Streptophyta, Magnoliopsida, Fagales, Betulaceae. The transcript has 4 exons. Gene Ontology annotation, biological process: protein phosphorylation.
CACCAAUUCUACUUCUUUCUCACCACUAUGCGCCCCGCACCAUUGCGGCGACGUUUCGAUCAUGGUCAGGUACCCCUUUUGGCUGCACGGUGAUAACGCCACCUCCGAUGAAUCAUAUUGUGGCUACAAGGGCUUCGGUCUCACGUGCUCAUCGGCCGGCGAUAAACUUAUACUUGCUUCGCCCGACCAUACAUUCUACGUAAAGGAAAUAGAUUAUACUCAAUACACCCUCACGCUCGUCGACAUUGACGUUGCGAACCAAUCGUGUCCGAGGGUGCGUCACAACGUUACCCUCGACAAGCUGCCAUUGAACUUUAAAUUUUCCGGUGGGGAUCUGAACCUUAGUUUUUACUUUAACUGCAGUUCCUCCAACACAACAUUCAUGCCUUACAUAGCGUGCUUGGGGGGAUCAUAUAAUAGGCAUUACCGGUCUUUUGUUUUUGUGGAGGGGGAAGAGACGGCGGAAGGGUUUGAAUGGGCAAGUACUUGCAAGGAGAAAGUGGUGUCGACUGUGAUGAGGACGGAGAUCGAUCCUCAUAACGAUAUGACUAAUCUGAGUAGUGGGUUUAUUGGGGCCAUAAAAAAUGGGUUUGUGCUUAAUUGGAAGCCGCUUCAGGAUUGCCUUACCUGUGAGAGCUCCGGUGGGUAUUGUGGGUACAACAGUACAGGGGAGGACAACAAGUUCUUGUGCUUUUGCGAGGAUGGCAGCAUCAGUGGUGAACGCUGCAAAGAUGCAGGGAAUCGCAGCAUCAAAGUGAUACCAGUAUCGGAUGCAUUGAGUCGCAGAAUGAAAGUAAUAAUAGUAUCAGUUACUUUAUCUGCUGGAAUUGGAAUUGGAAUCCUGAUGUUUACAAUAUUAUGCUGCUUCAAGAGAAAGCUCUUAUCUAGUAGAAUUAUUUGGAAAAAGGAAAGUCAAACCCAUAAGAAUGUCGAGGCCUUUCUAAGGAACAAUGAACCUCUUGCCAUUAGAAGAUACAGUCACUCAGAUAUCAAGAAAAUGACCAACUUAUUCAGAAAUAAAUUAGGCGAAGGGGGCUUUGGUGGUGUCUACAAGGGGAAGUUACAAGAUGGUUGUCUUGUGGCAGUGAAGGUUCUAAAAGAAUCAAGAGGUAAUGGAGAGGAAUUCAUCAACGAAGUUGCAAGCAUUAGUAGGACCUCCCAUGUCAACAUUGUCACUCUUAUGGGCUUUUGCUUUGAGGGUUCUGAAAGAGCUCUCAUCUAUGAGUUUAUGCCUAAUGGAUCUCUCGAGAAGUUCAUAUACAAAGAAAAUCCCUCCAAGGCUGAUUGUCGAUUGGAAUGGGAGACUAUACACAAGAUUGCACUUGGCAUUGCUCGUGGACUAGAGUACUUACAUAGAGGCUGCAACACACGAAUCUUGCAUUUUGAUAUCAAACCUCACAACAUUCUUCUGGAUGAGAACUUCUGCCCAAAAAUUUCUGAUUUUGGCCUCGCAAAAAUAUGCGCUAAAGAAGAGAGUAUCAUAUCCAUGUUGGGUGUAAGAGGAACUGCAGGAUAUGUAGCUCCAGAACUAUUUUCUAGAAAUUUUGGAAGAGUCUCUCACAAGUCAGAUGUUUAUAGCUACGGAAUGAUGGUUUUAGAAAUGGUCGGGGGGAGAAAGAAUAUUGAUAUCGGGGUUGAUCGCACUAGUGAAUUAUUUUUUCCACAUUGGAUUUACAAGCGCCUUGAACAAGAUGAAGAACUAGGAUUGCACGGCCUUAUGAAUGAAGAAGAUAAAGAAAGUGCAAAGAAGAUGAUAAUAGUAAGUUUGUGGUGCAUACAGACGGAUCCCUCAAGCCGACCAUCAAUGAGUAGAGUUGUGGAUCUGUUGAAAGUAAGCCUCGAUCCCUUACAAAUCCCACCCAAGCCUUUCUUGAUUUCUCCACCAAGAUCACCAGCAGAUCAUUCAACUACAAUGGAGUCAUCACAUAUGACUCUUUAAUGUACUAAAAUGUUGGAUAAUAACUAAGAAUCUUCAUGGAUUGUAUCAAUUAUUAGCUUGUCAAUGCCCAUUACUAUUAAACACAACUAUUUUUUUUA